GUACUGCUAUGUGGAUAUUUGUUAGCAAUGACUGAUGUGGAAUCUACAUAUGCAGACUUUAUUGCUUCAGGAAGAACAGGUAGAAGAAAUGCACUACACGACAUACUUGUGUCCUCUCCAGGUGGGAACUCUAGUGAACUGGCUUUAAAGCUAUCAGAGCUGGAUAUAAAUAAAGCAGAAGGAGAAGGAGAUGCACAACGAAAUCCAAGUGAGCAAACCGGGGAGGCCCAAGGGGAGGCAGCAAAGCAAGAAAGCUGACAUCUGACUUUGACCGACUGGAGCAGCUGCUAGAUGUUUUCAGACUACAGGAGCAUGCUGGAACAAAUUUGUUUCCAUGAGCAAGCUGGGAGAAAGGAAAGUGCAUGUGUCUUCACUGCUGGAACCCACUCAACGCAAUGCUAAAAAUGAGGGUACAAGCUGUGGCAGAAGACAGAAUUUUCUCUACCUCUGUCAUUAGCAAUGGUUGAACAUGUAAUGUUUUGUGGGAUAGUGUCAUCAGAUGGAUCCCUUCAUAAUGACUACUUGAGGGGAACACUUCUAGAAAGUAGAACAAACAGGUUAAUCUUGUAGCAAAUGGCCUUUGAAACAUUAGAGGAUCUAAUUGUGUAUCGUAAGCAAAGGCUUGUGUGAUCCUCAGAGUUUAAAGUUCUCUGGCCAAAGUGUUCACCCAUUAAAAGAACUGUAAAGAAAGCACUGUUUUUAGAACUUGCAUCUGUUUUACAGCUCUGUUACUUACAAUGGUUUUUGUAUUGUACAACUUAGAUGCUCUACACUGCCCCUUCUCAACUGCUUAUGAAGAAUAUUUCUGUUACUGUGAAUUUUUCUACCACGCGUUUUGAAAGGGCUGGUUUUUUGCAUAAUGUGGUGAUGUGCACAUGAUAGUUUUAAAACGUCAACUGCUAAAUUGGUUAUGCCUAAACCUAAAUGACUCAGAAACACUCUAAUUUGUUACUAGAUGAGCCUUCAAAACGAUUCAUUAAUGUGAAUACUUCGGCGUGUUUUGUGUCCUUGGUACAUUUUUGCCACUUGCCUGUAGUUAGUUGCAUAUCAGAGACUCAAAGUGAAUCUUUGAUGUUAUUCUUCCCCAUUUUCUAAUUUUACUCCCAAAUUCUUAAUCUUUCUCCAACUAUUUUUUUAAGAUGUUAGUCCAAGUAUUUUAUCGUUACGGUAGUUUUAAGAAUACAUUUAUAACCUUUUGUGGGUUAAAAUUCAAACAAAUUCCAUGGUGCUAGAGAUUUGUCUGGUUCACAUUGUUAAAGAUGGGCCUUGUUUACAUGUGGGAAAAUAACUGGCAGAGGUUAUUGCCAAUUAUCUAUUUAGAGUGAUUUUCUGAUUGCAGGAUAAUCCAAGUCGUGGAUCAUGAGGAGGAUCCAACCUGGGGAAAUAUUUUAUUUUGUUUAGACCUUGGCUUUGCCUCAGUUGAUCAGGCCAUUGAGUUUACACAGCCAGUAGCAUGUUUAUGAUGCACUAGGCACAGCCAAGAGCUAAAAGCUGCUACAGCAGCCUUUUGGCAAACCUGUGGAAAUGGAAAUGAGAGCUGUAAUCUAGCACCCAAAAUACUGGAUUUUUCGCAUUUCAGCUAUUCCAAAAUGGCAGUCCAAACUGAACAUUCAUUGAAGUACUGGGAUAGCUUUUCCAUAACUUAUUCUGCAGUAGCUGUGUUGAUUGGUUUCCUUCCCACAUCAGCCCCAGUAGACAAGGCCACACAUGAGGCUGAACAAUGCAGGAUGAGGCAGUUACACCUCUGUGUGAUUAAGGUGAGUAAAGACAAUGACUGACUAGUAAACCAUGGCAAUCACAUAAGCACUAAUCACAAAGUCAAAAGAUCUUUUCUUAAUGGGAGGUGAUGUCACUUUCUUUAUAUAUAUUAUAUAUAUUAUAUAUAUUUUUGUGUUGUUGUUGGUUUCAAAUGUUACGCACUUUUUAAUGUUUGUAAACUUUUACUAAUGAAUAGUGUGAUUGCUUCCUGAAUAUAUUAAUCAUCAGUUAACAAAACAUAUUUGUGGCCACAGCUGUUUGUUUCUGCCAUAUGUAUCAUAGUGUUUGUCACAUGAAAUUCUUUUGUGAGAUGUGUGGACAAAAAAAAACAAAAAAAAACAAACAAAAAAAAAAAGAAAAAAAGAAAAAAAAACCCUAAACAAGUAAAAAAAAAAAAAUCUACCACAACCACUUCUGAUCAGUAUUAUGAGCUCAUUCAUUAAUGUUAAUAAAAAAACAGCCAGCAGUAUGCUUGUGGUUCAUCAGUGUAAUAUAAACUCUCACCUUUUCUUGUUUGAAAGUUGAAUGCCUUGCUGUCUUAUUAGCUGUCAAAUGCUUUAUCUUCUUGGUAACAGAAGUUGUUCAUUUGCUUUGAAAAUACUGUUACCUUGAAACUAAUUAUUUAUUAAUUUGUUUAUCUUGAUGUUCCUGAAUUGGGUGUUCAAGUUGAGCAAAGAAACUGGUUGCCCUUUUGUCAUAAAUGACAACUUAGCACCAAUUUAGCACUAACUCCAGAAGGAAAUAAGAUUCUGGGGAUCUAUAUAGUGUUACUUUAUUGAUGAUCCAUGAAACUCCAUCAAUAAAUUGUCACGGGAAAACAUAAUAAUAGAAUAAGUAAUGCAGUAUAUUAAAGUGUUGGCUUUUUCCUUAUUUUA
Meleagris gallopavo (turkey) is the source of this 2633-nucleotide messenger RNA. NCBI's taxonomy places the organism in Eukaryota, Metazoa, Chordata, Aves, Galliformes, Phasianidae. The record is from RefSeq and is a predicted model, not a curated record.